This is a messenger RNA of Gadus chalcogrammus (walleye pollock), 2474 nucleotides long. Its product is annotated as multidrug and toxin extrusion protein 1-like. Gene Ontology annotation, molecular function: antiporter activity; xenobiotic transmembrane transporter activity. The record is from RefSeq and is a predicted model, not a curated record. Bases 241 to 2223 code for a protein of 660 amino acids. The transcript has 18 exons. Gene Ontology annotation, biological process: xenobiotic detoxification by transmembrane export across the plasma membrane. Lineage: Eukaryota; Metazoa; Chordata; Actinopteri; Gadiformes; Gadidae. Gene Ontology annotation, cellular component: membrane.
UUUUUAUAUUUGUGUGGGUUUGUGUGCUUUUGUUUCUUUGUGUGUUUCUUAGUUUGUGUGUGCGUGCACAGGUAUGUGUGCGUGUGUGUGUUGACUUUGUGUGUGCGCCAGUAUUUGCAUAUACCCACUAGAAGAAGCACUGACAUGAUAAAAGAGAGGAUAACAGAUAUUGAUAAGGAAGGAAAGAAAUAGGGCGGACACUGUACAUCAGCCCUCAAUAAUUCAACAUUCAAAGUCUGAAUGGAGAAGUCUGGAACCCAGGAACCGGCCACCUUCAUGCCACCAGCCGGGGCAGGUUCAGGGCCAGGUUCAGGGCCAGGUUCAGGGCCAGGUUCAGGGCCAGGUUCAGGGCCAGGUCCUGGGGCAGGUUUGGUUGCUUCUAAGACACUGAGGGAGGACGAGGCGACAGCGGCGGCUUUGAACUCCAAACUGUUCGGAUGUAGGAUGAUGAGGAGGCUGAUACCCCUGGCCUACAGAGCAGAACUGUACCAUGUACUGAGGCUGUCCGGGCCCAUGCUUGUGGCUCGGCUCCUGAACUUCCUGCUGCCGUUUGUCAUCGCCAUUUUCUGUGGACAUAUAGGCAACUCAGAGCUGGCUGGAUUUGCACUGGCCUCUGCGGUCAUCAACGUGACCACGACGUCUACAGGCUACGGCCUGGCUGUGGCCUGUGACACACUCAUAUCCCAGACGUACGGUGCUCAUAAUCUGAAGCGUGUGGGCAACAUCCUGCAGCAGAGCAUCCUCAUUAUGCUACUCAUCUGCCUGCCCAUCUGGGGGCUGCUGCUCAACACGCAGUCCGUACUGCUCCUCCUCGCCCAGGAGGAGCAGGUGGCCAGAAUUGCCCAGCAGUAUAUUCUUUUCUUUCUCCCAGCCAUCCCAGCUAUGUUCCUGCACCAGCUGCAGGUCUCUUACCUUCAGAAUCAGGGGAUCAUUCUGCCUCAGAUGUACACGGCAGCCGCAGCUAAUGUAAUCAACCUUGGAGUAAACUAUGUCUUGAUCUUCACCCUCGACAUGGGCGUCAUCGGAUCAGCGAUAGCAAACAGCCUCUCUCAGAUCACCAUCUGCCUGCUCUUGUUUGGCUACAUCCUGCUGAUGGGUCUCCACAAGAAGACAUGGGGAGGCUGGUCCACUUCCUGUCUGCAGGACUGGGGGUCCUACAUGCAGCUGGCCAUCCCCAGCACCCUGAUGGUGUGGUUUGAGUGGUGGCUCUGGGAGAUCGGAUGCUUCCUCGCUGGUACUCUUGGCGAGGUGGACCUGGCUGCACAGCAUGUGCUGCUGGAGAUAGGAGCCAUCACAUACAUGUUCCCUUUAGGCAUCCACGCAGCUGCCUGUGUGCGUGUCGGGAACGCCCUCGGAGCUGGAGACACGAAGCAGGCCUUGGCCUCAUGCAAGGUCACCCUGACGCUGACAGCCAUGAUGGCUUUGUUGCAGAGUUUUGUGCUGCUGGGUUCCAAGUCUAUGUUGGGAUACAUAUUCACCUCUGAUGAACUUAUUGUGAGCACAGUCUCCAAAAUCCUGACGCUCUAUAUCUUCCUGCAGUUCUUCGACGCGCAGUUGUGUGUGUGCUCUGGGAUCCUGGUGGGCGCAGGGCAGCAGAAGAUAGCGGCGGUGGGCAACCUGGUGUCCUACUACUGCAUCGGCCUUCCUGUCGGGGGGGCUCUGAUGCUGGCCACCCACCUGAGGUUACUAGGUUGGUGGUUGGGUCUCUUCGUAGCUGCGGUCGUGCAGACAACUUUCUUCCUAACACUUAUCUAUAAACUUAACUGGCAGAAUGUCGCCAAGGAGGCCCAGGUUCGAGCUAGAAAGAGAUUGUCUGUGACAUCACAGCGCAAUUCUAAACCUCUCUUACCAAACAUCCCAGACUGUCCAAAAACAACCCCGGAGGAGGCCGGGGGGGUGCCCGCAGCGGUCCGGUACAGACCAGUCAGCUCCGGGGAGCCGCCGGAGGGCAAGGACGAGGCCGGCCGGACGGCGGAGAUGGAAUCAGACCCGGCGGUGGCGCCCGCGCUCCUCUCUGGCACCCAGCUGGUGCUGCGGCGGGGGCUGGCCCUGCUGCUGGUGCUGGUCCUCCUGUUCAUUGGCAUGGCGGCCUACUUCGCUUUCCCGGCCCCGGAGCCCACGGCUCUGCCCGGGGGCAACCUGACCGCGGCCUGGGACGUCAACGCCACCAUGACCCCCACACCGUGGUUGAUAAGCAGCGCCGCACCAGAGGCGGCGGUCUAGGGCGUGCUCAAUGCACUUUUAUACGUGGAGGAAAGAACAACCCCUUUUGUUAUUUUGUGCAGUAGUUUCUAUGCAGCAGUCAAAAUUGAAUGAUCAUAUUGUGCAGACAUACUUUUUCAACUAUUCUGUAAAUAUCGAUUUUUUUCUUCUUAGCUCAUGAGGGAUUUUUCUUGACACAGUUUAACUUUGAAUGUGAAGGGUUGCUUGAAUUCCAUUAAAUCAUGCCCUUUCCUGUGUUAUAUUUUGAAUAU